Messenger RNA from Melopsittacus undulatus (budgerigar), 3766 nucleotides. RefSeq names its product tuftelin 1 (gene TUFT1). The coding region runs from base 1803 to 3089 and encodes 428 amino acids. NCBI's taxonomy places the organism in Eukaryota, Metazoa, Chordata, Aves, Psittaciformes, Psittaculidae. Gene Ontology annotation, biological process: intracellular signal transduction. Gene Ontology annotation, cellular component: intracellular anatomical structure; cytoplasm. The record is from RefSeq and is a predicted model, not a curated record. The transcript is spliced from 13 exons.
GUUUUUCUUGGCUUGGAGGAUGCAAAGUAGUCCAAAAGCUCUAAAAUCAGCUUUGGUGUCCCUGAAAACCCACCUGUCUGCUGCCUUGCCAAUCCUGCUCGCUCUCAUGGCCAGGGGACCCGGCUCUUGUUGGACGGUUGGACCCAAAGGGCAGCUGGGAUGUUGGGAACGCCUCCCAAAGGGCACUGGGUGGGAGCAAAGCCAUGGCCCAGACCUAGCCACCGCAGGGAAUUCCCAAGGCUGGUGGUAAAAGCCACAGCCACGAGCUGCCAGGCGGGAGCAGCUUUCAGGGUGCCAGGCUGGGUGUGAGGCAGCAUUUUCCAUCUGAGGUGGGGUUUUUCCAAGCAGGAGAUGAGUGCAAGGCACAUCCCAGUACCGGCCAUGGUGCAAAACUGGAGCCUUCCCUGGAGCAUAAAGGAGAGGGCCUGGCACUUGCUGCCAUUUCUGCUCUGGGGCUGUGAGCUGGAGGUGAGCGUUGGCAGAGCAGGUUUAACGCCAACCAGGAGGAGAAGGAGAGGGAUAGGGCCAAAUUCAUCCCUUUGGAGUGGGACGGCUGCUUGUGUUAUCCACAGCAUCCUUCUGGGCUGCUCUGGUGUUAUGGCAGAGGAGCUCCUAUUCCUGGACCCCAGCAAGGAGCUGAUAAGACUUUGUAUGUGGGAUGGCAAGAACAAAGCCCCAGAACAACCGUGUGGGUGUUGAUGAGCCCAGGGACGUGUCCCUGCCCGGUCCCUGCAGCCGGGGCUGCUGCAGACAAACAAGCAGGGAUGGGUUGGCUCAACCCGGCUGUGGCUUCCACCUCCUGCACCGGCCUCCUCCAUGGAGUUCCCCACACCGAGGGGCUGGUUUCCUCCAUGGAGAGAACCUUGAGCAUCCAGCUCCGGCCUCGCCACCCUCUGCCUCCCCCGGCAUGGGAGGAUGGAGGUGCCGGAGCCUUUGCAUUUGCAUGGGAGGUUUCCUGGUUGUGUGAGCCGAGGUUUGGUGGUGUCGGUGCUGGCUGGGAAGCCACCGGCUGCUCUUUGCUUCCUGCCGCAGCCAGUUGGCGGCGGCUCCACGGUGGGUUUUACCCAGGAGCCGGUUUUCUUGGGGUCUGCUGGAAGGGAAGAGCACCCGCGUGCCGGCUCUGGGCAGCUUUGGCUGCAGGGAUGGCAAUGGGCUGGUGCUUGGUUCUUAUCGCAGCGGAUCUUCCCCGGGCGAGCGAUUCCCUGGCAGCCUCCUGCCCUUGCCUGGGCUUGACGGGACGGGGAACAGCAGAUCCUGACGCUUGUAAACAAAGCUGCGAGUGAGGGCGCGUGAAAGGGCCGAGGAGCUGCCGGCGGCUCUGCCGUGCCAAGGCUCCCGCCCUGCUGCGGAUGGGGCUGCUCUGUGCUCCCACCCCCUGGCCUUAUCCUGUGCCCCCUUCGAUUUGGGUACGCAGAGGUGCUUUGUGUGCAGCCGCUUUCCCUGCUGUGAAGCCCUGAGUGCUUCUUGCACCUUCCCACAACCAAGGAUCAGGUUUUCCUGACCAGAGUUUCCAACUUCAUGGGUCUUGCCAAAGAAAACGUUCCCUGGAGUAAAGUUUGCAGAGAAGGAUCUGGUUAAAUGAUGCGGCGGCUGAGCGCAAGCAGGGUGCGAGCGAGGUUUCUGUUCACAGCAGUGAAAAGGGGUCUGAUGAUGCCUUUGGGAUCUGUGGGAGGGCUCCUCAGUUCCCAGGAGCCGGCAUUUGCGUGAGCAACGUAUACAAAACAGUUUGGAAACAAACAGAUGGCUUGUUGAGACUUGGAUGGCGCGGGGAGCGCUUGGAAGCGGGAGGCACAAAUACCUUGAUGUUGCUUUUGGAGAGCAGGAGGCUGACGUGGCCGAGGUGUGGCGAGGGGCGGGCGCCCGGCACCUACUCCGGCUCCGCGGUGCUGCUGCUCGAGAGCCUGCUGCGGCACCAAACAGUUCCUGCUGCCCGGACCUGUUUAAUAGGGACCAUGAGUGACAGCAGCCUGGGCACCAGUGAGGAGAGCGUGAAGGUGCUGAGGCUGACUCUGCCCAAUGACCUCCCGGGUGACAGGCGCGAACAGAUCACCAAGCAGAAGCCGGUGGGAAAAGCCUUUGCCAUGGUGGCCAACAGAUCCAGCAACGGUCACUCCCUGGCCUCCGAGUGUAUCAAAUCCAAUGAUGGUGAUGAGGAGAUCAUCAAGGUUUAUCUCAAGGCACGGGCUGAGGGCAGCGUGAACCACGAGGAGCACGUCAACCAGCUCAAGACUGAAGUUCGUUACAUCCAAGAGGCUAGAAGUUCUUUGAAGAAGCUGCGGGAAGACUUAAGUAGUAAACUUGAGAACAGACAAGGAGAUAAACAGCACACACAGGUGGUGCUGGAAGAGCAGAAUGGGAGCUGGCUGUACCCCGAGAGGCUGCAGGCUGACUCCUGGGAGCAGGAAGAGGAUGACUACUCAGGUGAAGAUGUGGAGAAGAUCCGGCAGACGGCAAAGAGGCUCUUCACCAAACUGCAGGAGGCUGAGAAGCAGCACCAAUUGGAAAGGAAAGCCUUCGAGAGGACGGUCUCACAGUACCAGGAGGAAGCGGAGCAGACGAGCUCUGCCCUGCGGAGAGCAGAGAGGAGUGUGGUGGAGAAGGAGGUGCAGGUGGAUGAGCUGCAGAGACUGCUGGCAGGGAUGGAGAAGGAGCACAGGACCUUGCUGCUGAAGAUGAAAGAAGGCGAAGCCGAGCUGGCGCGGCUGCGGAGCGUGGAGGGGGACAAGCUCGCCCAACAAGACCGGUCAGCGCAGCUGGAGAAGGAGGUGGCCAUGCUGCGGGAGAAGAUCCACCACCUGGAUGACAUGCUGAAGAGCCAGCAGCGCAAAGUGCGGCAGAUGAUCGAGCAGCUCCAGAACUCCAAAACCGUGAUUCAGGCCAAAGACGCCGUCAUCCAGGAGCUCAAGGAGCGAGUUGCUUACUUGGAGGCUGAGAACCUGGAGAUGCACGACCGCAUCGAGCACUUGAUCGAGAAGCAGGUGAGCCGGGGCGGGCACAGCUCCCGGCCGCGCUCCAAGUCCGAGUACGUGAGCAGCAAACGGGUGACAGGCCCCAAGCCGCUGCCUCUCAUUCGAGUAGUGGAAACAUGAGCGUCGAGAGCCGGUGCGAGCUGACGACUCUCCCCUUGUAUCGUUGACUGGAUUCCCUGCUUGACUGCCAUCCUCUGUGCUCCCGGAGUGGCCCCGGAGAACUGUGGCAGCCGAGGACAGGCGCAGCUGGGGCGGCCCCGGCAGAGGAAGGAGGUUUGUGGAGCAUCCACACUGCUGUCCCCGAGGGCACCUGGGUGCCAGUUUGGAGCUGGGACCAGCCAGCCCUGGCGUGGAGAAGGCGGCUCUCGGCCGGGGAUCCAGGCUGCUUUCCCUGGGCAGCCCUGGGGGUGCCGGGGUUGCUCUGUGAGAGCAGCCUUUGCUUCUGGAGGGCUGUGCCAGAGCAGAGCCUCCCCUCCGCUUCACCAGCGUGGACUUGGGGUUUAACCUGGUUUGGUUUAGAGCAAAAUGAAAUCCACUCUUACAAAAGACGAACGAAAUCCUCCUGAACCCGGACUCCUUCCUACAGCAACGCCCAACGUGUGCCAAGCAGGGAGCCUCCACCUCCCAUCCCAGUCUGCUCCGGACUUGGCAAAGGCUCACGUGCCAAAACCUCAGUGUAUCACCAUGCUUCUGCCACGAGCGUAGAGGAAAUGUACCCGGCGUGCGGUAGUGUUUGAACCCUGAGGCUCUUGGGUUUUUACCUGUAUUUAUUUCAAUAAAUUAUUGGUGUCUUCCAA